Molecule: messenger RNA, 3532 nt
Organism: Patella vulgata (common limpet)
Lineage: Eukaryota; Metazoa; Mollusca; Gastropoda; Patellidae
Product: melanotransferrin
Exons: 8
Coding region: 115-2298 (727 amino acids)
Biological process (GO): iron ion transport
Cellular component (GO): early endosome; plasma membrane; extracellular region
Source: RefSeq, a predicted model, not a curated record
CUAUUGGCACAUAGGGGUGUUACUCUCGCUGUCAUAACUUUAUAUUUUAAUUAUUAGCGAUAAGUCAGAUACACUGGGUGUGAGACAAUUAUUGUUAUUUGGGGUAGUUUUCCAAUGGAUGUUUUAAAGUGUGUGACAUUGGGCUUGCUCUUUUCUUUUUCUAACUGUGAACUUGAAGUAAAAUGGUGUGUGACAUCUGCAAAAGAGAAAGUAAAAUGUGAAUCAUUAAGAACAUAUACAGCUAGUAAUGGUAUAGGUCAACUACGAUGUGUACCGACUGCUAGUAGAUAUGAAUGUUGGAGAUGGAUUAGAGAUGGUAAAGCUGAUCUCAUCAGAGUUGAUGAUACAGAGAUAUACGCUGCUGGAAAUCUGUAUGGACUUAUUCCUGUAGCCAAGGAAUCCUUUUCUGUGGACCGUAACGCCGACACAUUCAUGUAUAAAGCUGUGGUGAUGAUAAAGAAAGAUGGACCUAUUAAAUCUCUCCAUGAUCUUAGAGGUCGGAAAUCGUGUCACACGGGAGUGAGAAAAACUGUUGGCUGGGUAAUACCCGUAUCCUUCUUGUUCCAGAAAAGAAUCAUGUCUCAAGCAGAUUGUGAUAAUACUGUUAAAUCAGUAGCUGCAUUCUUCCAACAGAGCUGUGCUCCUGGAGCCUUUGUUAAAAUCAAUAAUCCUGGUGGAGACAACCCCACCAACGUCUGUGAAAUAUGUGACAGUAAAACAUGUCCGACCAAUGACAGAUAUUCAUCUUAUUUGGGAGCCUUUUCUUGUUUGAAUAAUGGUUUGGGCGAGGUAGCAUUUGUUAAACACUCUACAAUAGACGAUGCUAUCGCUAGUGGAAUGCAGGUAAACAAAGAAACGUUUCGUCUGUUGUGUGCUGAUGGCAGUUUAAAACAUGUAAACGAAUGGAACAAAUGUUACUGGGCUACGAGACCUACCGAUGUUAUAGUUACAUCUCCAGAUAAAAAUGAUUACGAUGUUGGACAAUUACGUCAUUUCUUAGAAAACCUCAAUUCGUCUGCCUCUGUUAACUUCUUUUCUUCUUCUGCGUUUGAUGGAAAAGAUUUGAUGUUUACUGAUAAUGUUAAGGCAUUAGUUGGUGUUGGGUCAUCCCAGUCUAAUUACAGAACAUAUUUAGAUGCGGGGUAUUUGAGUAGUAUGGAGAACUUUACUAAUUGUGGUGUUAGUUUUAAAUGGUGUGUAAUAUCACUGACAGAAUUAGAUAAAUGUAAUGAUAUGAGAGCUGCUAUGAUCUCGAAACGUUUAACACGUGAGCUCCAAUGUGUUAUGGCUGUUAGCCAUGAAGACUGUAUAGAUAAAAUCGAAAAAGGUGUGGCUGAUGUUACUAUAUUAGAUGGCGGGGAUUUAUAUACAGGUGGAAGGUAUCAAGGCAUUGUACCAAUAGCAGCAGAAACAUAUAAAAAUGUUGAUGCAGAAAGUACAAGUUACUGGGCAGUAGCUGUUGUACGUAAAGAAAACCGUGGAGUUAAUAUCAAAAACCUCAAAGAUUCCCGGUCAUGCCAUACUGGUAUUAUGAAAACGUCUGGCUGGAAUGUUCCAAUUGGUCUCCUUAUUGAAAGAGGAGAGAUCAAGAAAACUGAUCCAUGUAAUAUUGCUACAAAUGUUGGAGAAUUCUUCAAAGAAAGUUGUGUUCCGGGAGCUUUAGAUCCGGAAUAUGACCCACAUGGUAGAAAUCCUGAAAAUCUGUGUAAGCUUUGUGGCGGAAAAGAGUUCUGUAAACGAGAUGCUACAAAUAAGUACUACGGCUACCAAGGGGCACUACGUUGUCUGGUGGAGAAAAACGCAGACGUGGCGUUUGUUAAACACACAACUGUCGUUGAUAUCGUAAAUAGCGCUUCAAAGGAACCAUGGUCUCAAAAUUUACAACUGUCCAAUUUUGAACUUUUAUGUCAAGAUGGUUCUAGAAAACCGGUGACUCAAUGGGCGACGUGUAAUCUAGCACAGGUUCCGUCACAUGCUGUGGUCACUAGUAAAAGGACGCCAGCAACUACAAGAAAGCAUUAUCAACGAAUAUUAAGUCAAACACAGUAUUACUAUGGUAACAUUAGUACCAUUUUCCAUUUAUUCCGUUCCCCAAGCGGUUCCAAAGACGUCAUAUUUAAGGACAGUACAGUUGAAUUAACAAAUAUUCCAGAGUUUAAACAGGAUUAUAAGACAUGGCUUGGUGCUGAAUACCUUAGAUCACUAGAAGCUAUUGACGUUCAUCAGUGUUCUAAUGGUGUAGUAGCGAGAAUUAAUAUUGGUAUAAUAUUAAUGUAUACAUUAGUCUUAUUAAUGUAACAUAUUUUACUUAAUGAUACAAAUGUAUUCAUGUCACACAUAUUUUUAAUGACUUCCAUGGUUAAAGAUGCAUUAUGUAAGGGCUAAAUCUGCCUAUGGGGGGUCUUUUUGCUAGUCUCAUUUUAUUAUUUAAAGAUUUAUUCACAUGACAAGCCCAUAAUCAACUCUCUAGAUAUUUAAUGGAUUAGAACCCACUUGCCAUACUCGACAACCGAAACUAUCUUGUAACAAAGUCAAACCUUUAUCUUGUAAAGUAAUUUGACUGAAAUUUUCAAUAUAUUCAUUUCUCAUUAUUUAUAUUUGAACCAUUAUAACAAGAAUGACCCGCUCAUUAUCUAAAUCUUACAUAAUGCAUCUUUAAUGGACAAAUUUAUUAUUUCAUAUUUUGAGUUCACCAAUAUUGACCUCAAAUCCAAACAGCUAACACUUUUUUAUUGUAUUUAUUUAAACAAUCUUAAGCGACCCGAGCAAAUAUUAUUUUAUAUAUUUAAGUUAUGUCCAAGUAGCAAACACUUUUUGAUGUAUUUAUUUAAACAAUUUGUUUAUAGUGACCCCGAUUAUACCUGAACUGUAUAUCCUAUCAGCAACGCAGUGUUUUUCUUUUCGGAUAAAAUACAAUAGAGAAUUUAGCCUUUAUAACUAACGUAAAAUCAAACUCUUUUUAUAUAUUUAUAUAGUCGUUUGGGUGGGUCGAAAAACCAUGGUCUCGUGUACACGUUGGUACAUGUAAAAGAAGCCUUAGCAGUUAGAAUUCAAAAAAGAGUAGGCUGUAGAGUUGGUGUCCGGACAGAAUUUCCUGUAUGGCAUACACCCUACUUCAUUAGCCUAAUCGGUGCAGAAAGAGUUCGGAAGUUAAACUCCAUUUCAUUUCAUUUCAUUUAUAUGUUUAUAAUCUUACUAAACGAAUAUUUAAUAUUCGUUUAAUCUGCAUGCAUGACAAAUACAAAUGUCGCUUUUUGUUAGGUCAUUUAGCAGGGUGUGGGGGCUCUGCAUUAAAAAAUUGUGACUGUUCUUCAUUGGUAGUCGAUUGGUCCAACGCAUGCCCUUGGGGUCUUUAAUUGGUGGGGUUUCGAUCCUACAUCUCCUGUGCGUUUUCUGGGUCCUCCAAUUUCCUCCCACUGCUAAAGACCCCUACGAGCAAGCGAGUUAUUGAAAUAAAAUUAGUUAGUCCCCCAAAAUGGUCUGGUUUUUGUUGACUGAACGUUGAUUCUCUUUCUCUCUCUCUCUCUCUCUC